AGCUUGGCGACGGCGCUGACCCAGGCGCUGGACGCGUCGUUCCCGCGCGUGGCCUUCAUCAUGGCGUACGGCUCGGGCGUGUUUCAGCAGAAGAACCACGACGCCAGCGCCAGCAUGGUGGACCUGGUCUUCGCCGUGGACGACCCGCGGGCCUGGCACGCGCAGAACCUCGAGCGCAACCCACAGCACUACUCGGUGCUCAAGUAUCUGGGCGCCGCCAACGUCGCCGCCUUCCAGGAGAAUUUCGGCGCCGGCCUGCUCGGCACGCGACUCAUCAAGUACGGCGUCGUGAGCACCCAGACGCUGUGUGAGGACCUGCAGACGUGGAAGACGCUGUAUCUGAGCGGCCGAAUGCACAAGCCAGUCAGUAUUAUCGGCACCAGCGAUGCAAUCCAAGUGGCAAGCUCGACCAAUCUGUCGCACGCACUGAACUACGCGCUGCUCUGCUUGCCGGAAAAGUUCUCGGAGCACGACCUGUACAUGAAGAUCGCAGGCAUCUCGUACCUGGGCGACUUCCGGAUGACGUUCGGCGAGAACCCGAAGAAGGUGCGCAACAUCGUGGAUGGCAACCUCAAGUCGUUCCGAGAGCUCUAUCAACACAAGAUUCAGGUA
Phytophthora sojae is the source of this 612-nucleotide messenger RNA. RefSeq lists its product as hypothetical. The annotation marks the transcript as partial. Gene Ontology annotation, molecular function: phosphatidate cytidylyltransferase activity. The transcript has 4 exons. The record is from RefSeq and is a predicted model, not a curated record. Gene Ontology annotation, biological process: cardiolipin biosynthetic process; CDP-diacylglycerol biosynthetic process. Gene Ontology annotation, cellular component: mitochondrion. NCBI's taxonomy places the organism in Eukaryota, Oomycota, Peronosporomycetes, Peronosporales, Peronosporaceae.